ACAUGCGCAUUGAGCCUAGUUAACCAGUGGGAAAAAAAAAAUCAACAUACGAUAUUCAGUAAAUUACUUUCGUGGUUUGAACGAAGUGCCUUCUUUAUAGACGUUCAUGUCCUUCGAUACAUAAAACAUGUAGCUCCAAUUAAACUAUAAUUGGGUUUUUUGUUUUGAUAAUAUUUCUUGUAUUAAGUCAGUUAUUGUCAGUCGGAGAUUUCUGUCGCAGACUAGUUUUUCUGUAUUAAAUUAUUAAAAAAUGGCCGCAGCCGCCCCACAAGCUGACACAGUCUCCCAUGUAUCUGAAGCAUUCAGCGGUCAAGAUAUGGAUGGGGAAGAUCUUAGCUACAGUGAAAAUGAAGACAGCAGAAUGGAUGCUGGUCAACAUGCCAACUCCCUGCGAGACAAGGACAGAAAGAUUGGACACAGGAGAGUGGACAAGUCUGGAAUUGUCUCGUACAAAAAGAAACCAACUUCGGAAUUGAUGGCAGCAAUUCAGCUGGGCAUUGGUCAAAGUGUUGGUGGACUGUCAUCCAAACCUGAGAGAGAUGUGCUGAUGCAAGAUUUUGGUGUGGUGGAGGUCGUGUUUUUUCCAGGUGAUGGAAGCAACUUGACCCCAGCUCACCAUUACAGUGACUUUAGGUUCAAGACCUACGCCCCAGUUGCCUUCAGAUAUUUUCGUGACUUGUUUGGAAUUCAACCAGAUGAUUUUAUGUUAUCCUUGUGUGACGAGCCACUGAAGGAACUCUCCAACCCUGGCGCCAGUGGAAGCAUCUUCUACCUUACCCAGGACGACGAGUUCAUCAUUAAAACAGUGCAGCAUAAGGAGGCAGAGUUUUUACAGAAGCUUUUGCCUGGCUAUUUUUUGAAUAUCAGCCAGAACAAGAGGACUCUGUUACCCAAGUUCUACGGGCUCUAUUGCUACCAGAAUGAGGAGUGGCUUAAGGGUACCGCCAGAAAGCAUGCGACCAAAGACGAUAAAAAACAAUGCGGUGGCAAAAACAUUCGGUUCACUGUGAUGAACAACCUCCUCCCCUCUACUGUGAAGCUACAUGAGAAAUAUGACAUGAAGGGCAGCACGUACAAGCGUAAGGCAUCCAAACAUGAACGGUCCAAGAACUCUCCCACACUCAAGGACCUGGACUUCAUGGAGAACCACCCAGAGGGCCUGCAGCUAGAGAAGGACACGUAUGAUGCUUUGAUCAAAACUCUGCAGAGGGAUUGUCGGGUGUUGGAGAGUUUUAAAAUUAUGGAUUACAGUUUACUUGUGGGCAUCUACAACCUUGAUCUAGCAAACAAAGAGAAGCAACAGUUACAACAACAACAACAGAGUGAUCAGAUGGAUCAUGUUGGUCCAGCAGGUCCAGUUGCACAUGAAGGUCGACCUGGAGGCCGCAAUUCUCUGCAGAGAGGAAAAUCUUUUAAAACAAGAAUUGGUCAGUACUCCACACCCAUGGAGUCCAUUCAAGGCCACACAGAUUUGACAGACGACAUUGAAGAGGAUGAGGAUGUCCCGUCUGAAAGCUACAUCCCUCAUUGGCUGAGCAGUUCUCAUGUUUCAGAUUGUCCUGGAGGAAUACCUGCACGGAAUGCUAAGGGGGAACGACUCUUGAUUUAUCUUGGUAUUAUUGACAUCCUGCAAUCUUUCAGGCUAAAGAAACGUUUAGAACACACCAUGAAAUCCAUUGUUAUAGAUGGGGACACAAUAUCAGUGCAUCGGCCCAGCUACUAUGCACAAAGGUUUUUACAGUACCAUGCAACAAGGGUGUUCAAGAAAACCCCAACAGCACUUAAACAUUCUCCUUCAAAGAAAAGGUCCUUAGUGAACAAAUCCAAAGGGCAGCAACCCAUCCCAGAGCAGCCAGAAGGUGGCACUGCCAAUAUGAAGCCUGAGAGAUCAGGUAGAACCAUUAGUUUUUCUGAUGAGGCUAUUCCAGCAGGUUCUGGUGCUGUGGGUGGCAAGCCAGAUCUACUUCCUGAAAAUUCCCACAUGCCGUCUAGCAAUGCUAACCGCUCCCCCUCACCCCGACCACUGGGACACAAUAUCAAUGGAAAUUCUCGACAAAAACGGUCUGAAGCCAUCAACCUAACCACUUACCCCAGUGAGGAUGCUCUGUCUGCAGGGACGGCCUCCACAGCAUCUUUGCGAGGAAUAGGUACCAACUACCCACGAGGUUCCUCCCCCCCUCUCAGCUUGUCUGAGUCCACACCCACCCACACCUAUACAGAGGGCACGCCAAGUUUUACCAACUCUAGCCCCAGCUGCUGCAGUGAUGUCAUGGGCACUGCACGUAGCAGUUGCACCACAGCAACCACUCACUUUAUUUCCACCCAUUGCUCUGCUCACUACCUGCUACAGCCAGCAUCCUCCUCCUCGACUAGGGCAGUGCCCCUCCCUCCUCCAUCAGCCACUGCCACCAGCCAUUCUCUCACCAAAUGCAAUCAGGACACUGGCAGCACCAAUCCUCUUGACACUGUUGGUCUAGACUCUCCUGUACACAGCCCUGACCUGCGCUACCAGCAGCCAGGCAAGGCUGGCCUAUCAUCGCCUUCACGCUCCCCGCAGAUUGGCUACAGUAGUGUCAGGACAGAAGAUGUUUCGUACAAGACAAGCCCAGACUCACAAGUUUCAUCAAAAAAUGAAAGCUCUGUUCAGUAUUCAACAACCAGCACAUCACUGGCAUCAGGGGACACAAGCGAGUCAACAGGCACUUCCUCCUCCGCUACAACAAUAGCAGCACAAACUAUUGAAAUCUCAGCUGAAAUUUCUGAAACAGAUGAAAGAAAGAGCAGACCAAAGCCCCAUGGACAUGCUGAUGUUUAAAGGACGUGCCCUGUUCAGUAAUUGCCAUUGAGAUAACCAACCAUUAAAGACGAGAUUGUGAGACUGGUUGAUGCAGGGGAGGAGUGGGUUCUGUGAUAAAAGACAGCAGCAGGCCAAGGUUGUGGAGUCAUUGGAGUCACUGGGAAGAUGCAGUCACCUGUGAUGUGAGUCACCUAAGACAGUCAUCCUUGAUGUGAGUCAACUAGGACACAGUCACCAUAAGUCACCUGGAUUACCAGUCACAUGAGGCACUAGUCACCCCGGGUGCACCAGCCAAGGGUGCAUGUCUCUAGGCCACCAAGAAGACUACUCCCCUUAGGCACCAGUCACUAAAUCCAGUUUUCUUUGAGGCGCAGCAUUGCCACAGUGGAUUGCUGGUCUGCUUGAUUUCUCUUCAAAGAUUUAACACUUUGUCUAAACAACUGAAAGAAUUUUUAUAGUCCAUUCAUAAAAACCUGAUUGAUGAGUUAGUUUUGAUUUUAGAAAAAAAUGCUAUAUGGCUAAUAAAUUGUGCUGAUAUUUUUUUCACUUUGUAGGAAAGCUUUUGUUAAAGAAUUUUUUUGUAAACACUAUUGUAAGGAUUAUUUGUAUAACAAAAUUUAUUAGUUUAUCCUUUCCUGAUGGAAAUAUCUAGUUAUUUCAUCCUAAUUGGAUUAAUGUCUAGCUAUCUUUUUCUGAAGGAGCAAAGGCUCAUCUUACCUUUAUUUUUUUCAAUGUUGGCCAAUUCAUUUGAUCUCUAAAAGGGUUGCUGCAUCAGUCAGGUUGGGUCUAUUGGUUCCACUAUUUUUUAUUCAGUCUCUAACAUCAGUGUUUAGUUAAAAAUAGAAGAAAACUUGAAUAAUAUUGUGUGCAUAUUGUGAGGGGAUGGUUGUCAUGAUGUAGCCAGUUAAGAAAGUGUAUUUAGAACUCCUGGGGUUCCGAACCCAGAUGGAGAAACAGGUGACGACUGUUUCUUGUACAUAGGCCAGACGUUAAUGAUUAUGUUGUUAGAACAGCCACUGUUUAUCACAUACAUUCAAUGUUUCCAUUUUUUUUAAAGCCAUUGGUAAUAGUUUUUCUGUAACAAGUUUAUAUUAUUUUAAAAGGUAAAUGUAGUUUUUCCAUUAAAGCGUUUGAAUUAGAUUGCUUUAAAAGUUGAAGCUAGCGUUUUACUGUUUUUGAAUUAGAGAACUUCAAACAUAAAUGUAAUAUCUGGCCUUUAUUCUGUCCACUAAAACACGUGAAAAAAUCCUUUAUCCUAUGUAUCCAUUUUCUUCGUCUUUGAUUAAAUUGUUUUUAAUUAGAAUUAAACAUCCUGUCAUAAGUGAUAAGGUAUCCAUAUUGACUCUUGUUGAUGUCCAAUAUCAUUUCUCUAGUCUCAUUUCAAGUGAAAAUUUGCAUUUCAACUUGUAUUUUUUGUGUGUCAUUGCCCCCCCACCCCCACCACAUAAGUAUAUUUUUUUCUUCAAUCAUCUUUGUGUAAGCUAGUCUUUGCUUACACUAGAUGGUUUACUAGGCUACAUAUGUUAAAAUCCAAUUUGGGAAAUAGAUUGAAAAGGAUCAGGAAAUAUUUUUGUUCUGUAAUUUGGCUGCUUUCUCUAACAAUUUAAAAUGUUUUUAAAACGGGAAGUAUUCCAUGUCAUGUAAUAUUUUUGUAGUUUGGCGUAGAUCCCAAUGCGCAUACAUUCAUUUGUCCUCAUUGCAUUGUCUUAGAUCAAUGUUUGAUUCGUUUGUUAUUGGCACAACAGUUGUGCUAACUAGAAAUUUAAUGAAUUUCAAUGCUUCACUUUUAUUUUAAAAUCUCACAAUUUUGACAAUUUUAAAAAAUUAAAAAAACUGUUUCUUGUCAUAGAAGGUUAUGAUAACCAUACCCUUCAUUCCUAGUGGUCAGUGAAAUAUUUCCUCACACAGGAUUACACAGUAACUUAUUAUUGUAUGUACCAAAUUUGUGUAUACUAGUGAGUGGUGAGAACUUCUAAAACUCUGCCAGGUUUGUGUUUCAGUAUAACAAAUGGAGCUGCCAUACUAUACAAGCCAGUUGAAUAUUUUUAUAGUUAACAUUGCUAUACGGGUGCUAAUGUUGAAAAAAAAAAGACUAUAAGAAAAUGUAUAGGAACAAAGGCUGGAAAUAGUGUUUGUUAGAAAGUCAUUUCAUCCACUCUCUCUAGCUAUGCCUGAUCAAUGUUAUUGGUGUGUAGCAUAUUCCAUGUGAAUACAAAAAACAUAUAUAUUUUAAACUUUAUAUUAAUAAAUGAUUAAAAUAUGAA
Molecule: messenger RNA, 5061 nt
Organism: Physella acuta
Lineage: Eukaryota; Metazoa; Mollusca; Gastropoda; Physidae
Product: phosphatidylinositol 4-phosphate 5-kinase type-1 alpha
Biological process (GO): phosphatidylinositol phosphate biosynthetic process
Cellular component (GO): plasma membrane
Molecular function (GO): 1-phosphatidylinositol-4-phosphate 5-kinase activity
Source: RefSeq, a predicted model, not a curated record